GAGAUCCGGUACUUCCAGAUGAUGCUGCUUUCAGAUAAGAUAAAUAGGGCAUGCUGGCUACAUGAUAGAUGCUAUGAGAAACAGAAAGGAAAAUCUUAUUGUGAUAAGGUAUUUUGUGAAAAGCUAGAUUAUCUGGAAGCGAAAUACCUCCCAAGGAUCAAUUUUUGCCCCAUCAAGUCCACGUGCACAGCCGUUACAUACUUUGGUGACAAGGCUUAUGAAGCUUGUCAAAAAGAUUGACUGUUUUGAUAAAGCUAUGAAGCUGGAAUUAAAGCGUUC
Cylicocyclus nassatus is the source of this 279-nucleotide messenger RNA. The record is from the annotation of a GenBank genome assembly. NCBI's taxonomy places the organism in Eukaryota, Metazoa, Nematoda, Chromadorea, Rhabditida, Strongylidae.